This is a messenger RNA of Peniophora sp. CBMAI 1063, 291 nucleotides long. NCBI's taxonomy places the organism in Eukaryota, Fungi, Basidiomycota, Agaricomycetes, Russulales, Peniophoraceae. The record is from the annotation of a GenBank genome assembly.
AUGGACGCCUCUGGUACUAUCCAGGAGCCGUUUGAUCUUGUCCGUUUAUCCCUCUCCGAACGCGUCUUCGUGAAGCUCCGUGGUGAUCGCGAGGUGACGGGGAUUCUGCAUGCUUACGAUGGACAUAUGAACCUCAUACUGAGUGACGUCGAGGAGACUAUCAUGCUUGUUGAUGCUCAAGAGGGUGCACCUUCAGAUCAGGCGCAGAUAAGCGUUGCAAAACGAAAAAUGGAGAUGUUAUUCGUUCGCGGAGACGGUGUAAUUCUGGUUUCGCCCCCAUCUCGCUCAUAG